Molecule: messenger RNA, 384 nt
Organism: Pogoniulus pusillus (Red-fronted tinkerbird)
Lineage: Eukaryota; Metazoa; Chordata; Aves; Piciformes; Lybiidae
Product: methyl-CpG-binding domain protein 2-like
Exons: 1
Coding region: 1-384 (127 amino acids)
Source: RefSeq, a predicted model, not a curated record
AUGGCCAGGGCGCGGGCAGCACGCCGAGUCUCGGCGGAGCACGGAGAGGGUGGCAGCGGGGAGUGGCGGGAGCGGGACGGGCGAUGGCGGCGGCUCCGGCGCGUCCCUCCCUGCCUCGGGGUCUCAUUCAAACCGGCCCCUCAGGAUGACGCUGCACCGGGGCCUCGCCGGAAGCGGCGGCGCGCGCAGCGCCGGAAGGGCGGCGCCGGGGCCGAGCGGGGGCGCGCUGCGGGGCGCGCUGUGGAGCGCGGAGCGCGGUGCGGGGCGCGCUGCGGAGCGGAGCGGGGCGCGGGGCAGGGCGAGGCGGUGCGGGGCAGGGCGCGGCGGGGCGCGGGGCGGGGCGGGGCGGGCGGCGGCGCGGCCGGGCCGGGGCAGCGCUCGUAG